CGGGGCGCCCUGCUCGGCGCUGCGUAGCGCGGCCGCGCCCCCCGGAAGCGGAGACAGCGGCGGCCGUGGUGGCCAUGGCGGCGGAGCAACGCUACCCGCGGAGCUCCAUCGAGGAUGACUUCAACUAUGGCAGCAACGUGGCCUCGGCCAGCGUCCACAUCCGCAUGGCGUUUCUCCGAAAGGUCUACAGCAUUCUUUCUGUUCAAGUUCUAUUGACCACAGUCACAUCUGCAAUUUUCCUAUACUCUACUGGCGUGCAGGCAUUUGUUCAUGAGAGGCCUGCCUUGCUUUUGAUAUCUGGGUUUGGAUCUCUGGCUGUAAUUGUGGCUCUGACCCUCUACAGACACCAGCACCCUGUUAAUUUAUACCUGCUCUUUGGAUUUACGCUACUGGAAGCACUGACAGUUGCCAUUACAGUGAGUUUCUAUGAUGUCUCCAUUGUCUUGCAAGCCUUUAUUCUAACUACUGCUGUAUUUCUUGGAUUGACUGCAUAUACCUUGCAGUCAAAGAGAGACUUCAGCAAAUUUGGAGCAGGCCUCUUUGCUUGUUUGUGGAUUUUAAUCAUCUCAGGUUUCUUGAGGCUGUUUUUCUACAGUGAGACAAUAGAGUUGGUGUUUGCUGCUGCUGGAGCUCUUCUGUUCUGUGGAUUUAUUAUUUAUGACACUCAUCUGCUGAUGCACAAGUUGUCCCCUGAAGAGUACAUACUGGCUGCAAUCAAUCUCUACUUGGAUAUCAUAAAUCUGUUCUUACACCUGCUGCGUUUUCUGGAGGCAUUUAAUAAAAAAUAGUCAAAAGUGGAGUGGUUUGACUACAGCACAAUUAAAGUUAAGUUUAUGGAUGAUCUGCAAACUCA
Messenger RNA from Serinus canaria (Common canary), 853 nucleotides. It is a transcript of the gene TMBIM4, whose product is annotated as transmembrane BAX inhibitor motif containing 4. The record is from RefSeq and is a predicted model, not a curated record. Gene Ontology annotation, biological process: negative regulation of apoptotic process. Lineage: Eukaryota; Metazoa; Chordata; Aves; Passeriformes; Fringillidae. The coding region runs from base 75 to 788 and encodes 237 amino acids. The transcript has 7 exons. Gene Ontology annotation, cellular component: membrane.